This is a messenger RNA of Phaedon cochleariae (mustard beetle), 2280 nucleotides long. Lineage: Eukaryota; Metazoa; Arthropoda; Insecta; Coleoptera; Chrysomelidae. The record is from the annotation of a GenBank genome assembly.
AUGUCUUCCUUACGACUGUUUGGGGCUCUUUCGAGAAUUUCUAGGAAUAAAAUCAAAUUCAAUAGUAAAUUUCAAGCUCGCUGCAUAUCUUCAGUAGAACUCAAGCAUUUCAAAUUGAAGGUAGUUGACAAUGUAGGAGUAAUAACAAUUGAUUCACCUGGAGAAAAAGUCAACGCCCUUAGUGAAGAAGUUUUUAGAGAAUUCGAGAGCCUGCUUCCUACGAUCGAAUCCAAUUCCCAAAUACAAGCAUGCGUCAUUAUUUCUGGCAAGCCGGGAUGCUUUAUUGCAGGUGCCGACAUAACUAUGAUAGAGGCCACCAAAACCGCUGAACAAGCCACUGAAAUGUCUGCUAGUGGUCAGAAGGUGUUUGAUCAAGUGGAAAAGAGCAAGAAACCUUUCGUGAGUGCUAUCCAGGGUUCCUGUUUGGGAGGAGGUUUGGAAACGGCCCUGGCGACACACUACAGGAUAGCUGUGAAAGAUAAAAAGACCAACCUGGGUCUGCCAGAAGUCAUGUUAGGACUUUUGCCUGGUGCCGGUGGUACCCAAAGGCUGCCCAGCCUGACGUCCGUCCCGGCCGCCCUUGAUCUGAUGCUCACCGGCAAAAGCCUACGCGCCGACAAGGCGAAGAAGCUGGGCGUGGUCGACCUGUUGGUGGACCCCCUGGGCCCGGGCCUGGACGCACCGGAGGCCAACACGAGGAGGUACCUGGAGGCGGUGGCUAUCGAUGUGGCCAAGCAGCUGGCCGCCGGGAAGCUCAAGGUGGAGAGGAAGAAGAGUCUGACGGACAAGGUGCUCGGGUACGCGUUGCAGUACAACUGGGUGAAGGAUCAGGUGUUCGGAAGGGCUAGGAAGCAGGUGAUGAAGAUGUCUGGCGGGUUGUACCCUGCUCCUUUGAGGAUCCUGGACGUGGUCCGCACUAGCCUCGACAAAGGCCCCCAAGCGGGUUUCCGCGCCGAAGCCCUAGCCUUCGGCGACUUGGCCAUGACGCCGCAGUCGCGCGGCCUCAUCGGCUUGUUCAGAGGCCAGACGCAGUGCAAGAAGAACCGGUUCGGCAAGCCGACCAGGCGGGUGGAGACGGUGGGCGUGCUGGGGGCGGGGCUGAUGGGCGCCGGCAUCGCCCACGUCAGCGUCGACAAAGGGUACCGGGUGGUGCUGAAGGACUCGAACGGCGCUGGGCUGGCCAGGGGGGUGAAUCAGGUCUAUACGGGACUGGACGGGGCUGUUAAGAGGAAGAAGUACUCCGGACUCGAAAGGGAUAGAUUCAUGGCGAACCUCAACUCCACCCUGAGUUAUGAUGGUUUCCGUAAAGCUGACAUGGUGAUUGAGGCUGUUUUCGAAGAUUUGAACAUCAAACACAAGGUGCUCAAAGAAGUGGAAGCCAUUGUUCCUCCACAUUGCGUAUUUGCUACUAAUACUAGCGCCAUUCCCAUCACCAAAAUCGCUGCUGCUUCCAAAAGACCGGAAAAUGUUAUAGGUAUGCACUAUUUCUCGCCUGUCGACAAGAUGCAACUCCUGGAAAUCAUCACGACCGACAAGACCAGCAAAGAGGCCACCGCCGCCGCCGUCGACGUCGGCCUCAAGCAAGGCAAGGUCGUCAUCACCGUCGGAGAUGGCCCCGGCUUCUACACCACCCGUAUCCUGUCAGCCAUGAUGGCCGAAUCGGUUAGACUUCUGCAGGAGGGCGUGGACCCGAAGGAGUUGGACUCGCUGUCGAAGAAGUUUGGGUUUCCCGUGGGGGCGGCAACGUUGGCAGACGAGGUCGGGAUCGAUGUGGCCUCCCACAUCGGACCGAAUUUGGCUGAGGCUUUCGGCGAAAGGUUCGCUGGAGGUGACUUGGGCGUGAUGCGCGACAUGGUACAAGCCGGCUUCCUCGGCCGCAAGUCUGGCAAAGGCAUCUACCUGUACGAAAAGGGGAAGAAGAGCCGCGAAGUCAACGCCGAGGCGGUGGAGAUCAUCAAGAGGUACUCGCUGGCGCCGAAGGGGGCGUUCGAAGACGAAGACAAAACGCUCAGGAUGGUGUCCAGGUUCGUCAACGAAGCCGUCCUCUGUCUGGAAGAGAAGAUCCUCGCCAACCCCAUGGAGGGAGAUGUCGGUGCUGUUUUCGGGCUCGGCUUCCCCCCGUUCACCGGCGGGCCCUUCCGCUGGGUGGACCAAUACGGGGCGGCCAAGCUGGUCGCCAAGAUGGACGCCUUCCAGAACUCCUACGGGCUGCCCUUCAGGGCGGCUCAGACCCUCUUGGAUAUGGCCAAAGACCCGAGCAAGAAGUUCCACCCCAAGUAG